CCAAGGUCACUUCCUGUUUUAUCUUAUUGCCUACGCGUGUGCUGUGAUGUUGUUUAAGUUAAAAUCAUGAAUAUUCUCACUCGGUCUAGGAAACUAAUCUCAGUAUUUAAAAGUAGCGUUUUACUGGAUCGCACCGGCGUUUUAAGAAGCGUCUGUUCGGUCGCCAAAGCUCGUAAAGACUUGUGUUUGCCUCCACUUUUCACAGCAAAUGUACCCUCAUGUCAGCACAGACAUCACGUAUCCACACUCAAUUUAGACACAAAAAGAUUAUACUCAGAGAUUUGUACUGAAAGCGAUGAAUCAACGAAAAGCACUGGCGUAUUUCGAGAGGAAUCACAGGAGAUGGAGAGGGACAGCAGUGCACUGAAUCAAAGAUCUCCAGAGAAGUUUACCAUUGAUGUUCUGGUCUCUCUACUGCGUCAGGAAAAUGCUGUGGACAUCUGUGUGAUUAAAGUACCAGAGCAGAUCACAUACUCAGAGUACUUUAUUGUUGUCAGUGGUGUAUCCCCGAGACACCUCCGUGCCAUGGCCCUUUAUGCCAUCAAAGUGUACAAGUUUCUAAAGAAAGAGGGAGCACCGGAUGUCAAGAUGGAAGGAAAGGAUGCAGAAGACUGGAUGUGUAUUGACUUUGGGAACAUGGUUGUCCACUUCAUGCUACCGGAGAGCAGAGAAGUGUUUGAACUGGAGAAACUCUGGACUCUCCGCAAGUAUGAUGAGCAGCUGAAGAGCAUGCCCACGGAGACCCUACCGGAAGACUUUAUAUAUGAUGGCAAAGUUACAAAGUGACAAAUCAUCUAAGUUGUGACUUUAAACCGACUUGACUACUUCUUUGUGACUUUAGAUGCAGCCUCCUCUAUCCCUGUAAUAAGCAACUUUAUUGUCACUUAAGUCAUAUUUGGUCAAAGAGACAACAUGUUUUGUAUUUGGAAUUGAUAAAUGGAUUGAUCUCUCAAACAGAUAAACUGUAGGGCUCACUGUCCCCACCACGUUGAUUAAUUGUAUACACAUUUGUUUAACAGCAUUUGUAAAUAAAGUAAUUAUGUUUAAAUCA
Gymnodraco acuticeps is the source of this 1051-nucleotide messenger RNA. It is a transcript of the gene malsu1, whose product is annotated as mitochondrial assembly of ribosomal large subunit 1. The transcript is spliced from 4 exons. The coding region runs from base 67 to 786 and encodes 239 amino acids. Lineage: Eukaryota; Metazoa; Chordata; Actinopteri; Perciformes; Bathydraconidae. Gene Ontology annotation, molecular function: ribosomal large subunit binding. Gene Ontology annotation, cellular component: mitochondrion. Gene Ontology annotation, biological process: negative regulation of translation; negative regulation of ribosome biogenesis. The record is from RefSeq and is a predicted model, not a curated record.